Molecule: messenger RNA, 4121 nt
Organism: Canis lupus familiaris (dog)
Lineage: Eukaryota; Metazoa; Chordata; Mammalia; Carnivora; Canidae
Product: zinc finger protein 420
Exons: 6
Coding region: 1014-2864 (616 amino acids)
Biological process (GO): regulation of DNA-templated transcription
Cellular component (GO): nucleus
Source: RefSeq, a predicted model, not a curated record
CUCGCGUUGUCUCACACACACCGAAGGGCCUGGCAAGGCACAGGGAGGGUCUCUGCGAGACUGAGGGUCCGGCUGGUCCCCACCUCAGCUCCAGCUCCGCCGCUGCACUUGCCCGCCGAGGGUCCCACCUGCUCCGGAUUCGGUAAGACUCUGGAACCACCCAACCCUGGCAGUCUCAGGCCCAACUGCCCGAGCAGAUCGCGCCGGACGCCUGCGCACGAGGGCAGGCGGGCACUCCCAGAAACCCCCGCAGCGCCACCGCUGCGCGAGCGGGUUUUAGCUGCGGAGUCCGGGAACCUGGAGGAGGGUUUAGUGAACUGGGAUUCCUAGCGUCCGGACGGUCAACCACAGCCCUCCCGGCGUUGGACUACAUUUCCCAGAGCCACCGCGUCCCCAAGUGCGGCUUCAUUUCCGUUUGUUCGCGCGAUUUGGGGACCUCGCGAGGGGAGGGCAGCGCUUGUGGAGGAGCUUGGCCCGGCUCCGGCUGGGCGGGCGAACCUGAAAUCGGGGCUUGGACCCCGGGCUCCAGAUCCUGGAUCCUGAACUGCACCUUCUGUCGAGAGCCCAGAGGAGGAAAAAAAUGGCUGUUAUACAUUCAAAAGCAAGGUCCAAGCUCUGCCUUUUUGAGACUCUGUGCUUCUCUAAGCUAGUAAUCCAGAGGAGGAUGGAUCAUUUCUUGCAGCGCUAAAAACCAUGGCUCAGUAUUAUAUUUGUUGUUUCAGAGAUCAGUGAUGUUCAGGGAUGUUGCCAUUGACUUCUCUCAGGAAGAGUGGGAAUACCUGGACUCUGCUCAAAGGGAUUUGUAUAGAGAUGUGAUGUUGGAGAACUAUAGUAACUUGGUGUCACUAGUAGCACUCUGAAGAAAUUAUUCCACUGUCUUCUGGCUUCUAUUGUGCUCUUGAGAAGUCUGCCUUCUGUCUCAUUAUUGUUCCUUUUACUUGCCUUCGAGGAGUGUAAAUAAGGACUUAUCUCCAAAAAAAGACAUUUAUGAAACAGAAUUAUCCCAAUGGCAAAUGAGUGCCAGGCAUCAAAACUGUGAUUUUGAGGAGUCCAGUUCCAGAGAUUAUUUGGAAGUCAGAGGCACAUUGGAAAAACAAGAAAACCAGGAGAAAUAUUACAGGCAAGGGAUGAUUAUAUAUGAAAAGAUGUCCAUUUUCAACCAGCAUACUUACCUGUCUCAACACCCUAGGUGUCACUCUACUGAGAAACCCUACAAAUGUAAGGAAUGCGGGAAGGCCUUUAGACGAGCCUCACACCUAACUCAACAUCAUAGUAUUCAUACUGGUGAAAAACCAUAUGAAUGUAAGCAAUGUGGGAAGGCCUUUAGUCGUGAUUCACAGCUCAUUCUUCAUCAGAGACUUCAUACUGGUGAGAAACCCUAUGCAUGCAAAGAAUGUGGGAAGGCCUUUACUCAGAGCUCACAACUUAUUUUACAUCAUCGAAUUCAUACUGGUGAAAAACCAUAUAAAUGUGAAGAAUGUGGGAAAGCCUUUAUUCGUAGCUCACAACUCACUCGACAUCAAAAAGUCCAUACUGGUGAGAAGCCUUAUGAAUGUAAAGAAUGUGGGAAGGCCUUUACUCAGAACUCACAACUUACUCUACACCAGAGACUUCAUACUGGUGAGAAACUCUAUGAAUGUAAAGAAUGUAGGAAGGUCUUUACUCAGCUCUCACAACUUAUUCUGCAUAAGAGAAUUCACACCGGUGAAAAACCCUAUGAAUGUAAGGAAUGUGGGAAAGCUUUUAUUUGUGGUUCACAGCUUUCUCAACAUCAGAAAAUUCACAAUGGGGAAAAGCCAUAUGAAUGUAAGGAAUGUGGAAAAGCAUUUAUUCGUGGCUCAUUGCUUAUGCAACAUCAGAGGAUUCAUACUGGUGAAAAGCCCUAUAAAUGUGAAGAAUGUGGGAAAGCCUUUAUCCGUGGCUCACAACUUACUCAACACCAGAGAAUUCAUACCAAUGAGAAGCCCUAUGAAUGUAAGGAAUGUGGAAAGACCUUUAGUCAUGGUUCACAACUUACUCAACAUCAGAGAAUUCAUACUGGGGAGAAACCCUAUCAAUGUAAGGAAUGUGGAAAGGCUUUUAAUCGUGGCUCACUCCUUACUCGACAUCAAAGGAUUCAUACAGGUGAAAAACCCUAUGAGUGUAAAGAAUGUGGAAAGACUUUUAGUCGUGGCUCAGAACUGACUCAACAUGAGAGGAUUCACACUGGUGAGAAACCCUAUGAAUGUAAGGAAUGUGGGAAGUCUUUUAUUCGUGGCUCACAGCUUACUCAACAUCAGAGAAUUCAUACUGGUGAGAAACCAUAUGAAUGUAAAGAAUGUAGAAUGGCCUUUACUCAAAGUUCACAUCUUUCACAACAUCAGAGACUUCAUACUGGUGAGAAACCCUAUGUAUGUAACGAAUGUGGGAAGGCCUUUGCCCGUGGCUUACUACUUAUACAGCAUCAGAGAAUUCAUACAGGUGAGAAACCAUAUCAGUGUAAGGAAUGUGGGAAGGCCUUUAUUCGUGGUUCACAGCUUACCCAACAUCAGCGAAUUCACACUGGAGAAAAGCCCUACGGAUGCAAGGAAUGUGGGAAGGCCUUUAGUCAUGGCUCUCAACUUACUCUACAUCAGAGAAUUCAUACUGGUGAAAAGCCCUAUGAAUGCAAAGAAUGCAGAAAAGCAUUUACUCAGAGCUCACAUCUUUCUCGACAUCAGAGAGUUCAUACUGGUGAGAAACCCUAUCAAUGUAAGGAAUGUGGGAAGGCCUUUACUCGUGGUUCACAACUAACUCAACAUCAGAGAAUUCACAUCAGUGAUAAAUCUUUUGAAUAUAAGGAAUGUGAGAUAGACUUCAGUCAUAGCUCACAAGUUUAUAUAUGAACUAAUCCAUUAUCAUCAAAGAAUUCCUAAAAUGUGAAUAUGGGAGCAUAUUUGCCUCACAAAAUUCAGCAUCAGUGAAUUCUAUUGCGGGAAAGAUACUGUUAAUGUAAUCCAUGUAGAAAAACCUAUCAUUACUGGAAACCUAUUAAACAUUAGCAAAUUAUAAUAGAGAAUAAUUCUGUUAAUAUAGUAAGUAUAUCAAGGCUUUUAGCUAUAGAAUAGGUCCUUUUCAACCUUAUCUUGACUCUACCAGCUACUUUCCUUCAUGACAUUUAUCAUAAUUAAUGUCUGCUUUCGUUUAAUCAUUUGUAAGAUAGGCCUAAGAAUAAUACCUUCCUUGUAAGAUUCUUGGAAGUAUUAUGUGAGACGUUUCAUGUAAAGUUCUUAGAGCAGUGCCUUGAACAUAGCAUAUCACAAGUAUUAGCUAUCAUUAUUACUAGUAUGAUUUUAGAGAAUUUGCAUGAGAAGAGGACCUUAGGAGUAUAAUGAAUAUUGAGAAAUCUUUCAUUAACACUUGACCCUGAAUAUUUAAGUAGGGGACACUGUAUGCUGUAAUGAAUAUGAGAAAGCUUUUACUCACAUCUCAUCCCAUAUGCUAAAAAAAGAAAAUUCAUACUGUCGAAAAAACCCACAAAACUUUGUAGAUUUAAUCAGUGGCCUGUUGAAGAGGGGUGAAGUGAAUUGUAACAAAGUCCAAAAACUCCUAUUUCCUAUCAUUUUUUUACCACAAUUCAAGAAUAUUAUUUAGAAAUGAAAAAAAAAAAUGGAUAGCCAAAAUAAAUUUUCCUACUAGGAAAUUUCUAAAAACUUGAAUGUACAGCUUUUGAAUUAAACUAAAAAUAAAUUGACAUUACUAUUUUUCAGUGAAACCUGAUGACAGUCUGUCAGAGACUGCUAUUUCCCUACCCAAUAUCCAGUUUUCCGUUAUAAUUCUUGGCUGAAAAAUCAUCUCAGCCCCUCUUGUAGGUUAAGAAGAUGGAAGUGGUACUUGUACACGUAGGACAUCUAAGAAUAUCUUUUUUCUCUCUGCAUUUCUUUGUUUCCUUGCCUAAAAUGUGGACAUUUAGCUUAUAGCUUUGGUGAUUUUAUGGGGAGUUUGAAAAUGGUAUCUGGGUACUAAGGAUGAUGGAGUAGAAAUACAGAAUGAGUGUAUACCUGUACUAAUUUUAUGGAACAGCUGUACCAAUUCUGGUCUGCCUGCCUCCUGUAUUUCUUUAUAUAAAAUUAAAAUAAACAUAUUUGUUGGUGCUGUUGUCA